Morchella sextelata is the source of this 1371-nucleotide messenger RNA. RefSeq lists its product as uncharacterized. The record is from RefSeq and is a predicted model, not a curated record. Bases 1 to 1371 code for a protein of 456 amino acids. NCBI's taxonomy places the organism in Eukaryota, Fungi, Ascomycota, Pezizomycetes, Pezizales, Morchellaceae. The transcript has a single exon. Gene Ontology annotation, molecular function: protein binding.
AUGGUCCGUGAACACCGCCGAUUGUCCUCCUUGAACUUCCUAUCAUUCCGCAGGUUAAGAAACAGAUCCGCCUCUACCCCCCCAAGACAUGGGACACCUCUCUUGACACUCACGGAUGCCCUCAUUAUCGCGAUAGCUUCCUACGUCGACGACCCCCGAGACAUCUCCCAUUUCCUCCUCGCCAACCGGCGCCUGUCAACCCUCCUCACACCCGUCCUCUACGACACCGCCUUCCUCAUCAACCCCUACAGCCGCAGCGCCGCCUCCGCGCUGUGCCGGGCCGCCAAACUCGGGCACGUCAAUGUCGUCCAAUACCUCCUCGACCGCGGCGUCAGCAUGAUCGACCCCAAGCCCUGGACGGGCAUCGAAAACCCACUGCACGUCGCCGCGCGCGACGGCCAGCUCGCCGUCGUCGAGACAAUGCUCCAGCACGAGGACGCCGCCGCAGCCAGCCUCCUCAUCGACUCCCACGGCUACACGCCCUUCCACCUCGCGGCCCUCAACGGCUUCGCCAGCGUCACCAGACUCUUCCUCGAGACCGCCGGCGUGGACGUCAACCUCCGCAGCGACCCCGCCACAACCCAACACGCCGCAACAGCACUCCACUACGCCGCCUCCUGGGGCCACGACAAAGUCGUCAAGCUCCUCCUCCGCUCCGGCGCAACCCCGGACUUCACCACCACCGACGGCGCAGCCCACACCCCGCUGCAAUGGGCGCUGCAGAACUUCUGCUCCAUGGCCGCCCUCACCCCCAUUGACCCCACCGAGACCAUCGUCGCGCUCCUCGCCGCCCGCCCCGCCAUGAUCUCGCAGCGCAACCCCGCCAGCGGCCGCCCGAUCCUACACUUUGCCGCCACGAGCGGCGACUACUCGCCGCAGCGCCGCUUCGGCGAGCACUACUCUCAGAUCCGCGCCUCGCCCAGCGGCACCGUGCUGCCGCGCGAUGCGCGCGGCCGCCGCGAGGCUGCGCGAGAGAUGCAUAGGCGUGUUGUUGCGUUGCUGGUGGCCAACGGGGCCGACAUCGAUGCGGUUGACCGCGAGGGGAAGACGGCGCUGUUCCAUGCGGCCGAGCACGGCGAGGAGCAUUUCGUCAGGAACUUUGCGGAGCUGGGGGCGGACGUGGGCGUGAAGGCGGACACGGGGGAGACGGCGCUGGAGAUGGUGGUUGUGCGGCGAAUGUGUGGGGAGGGGAUGGAGAUGGCGGAGGCGCUGCUGGACCAUGGGGGGGUUGUGGAGCUGGGGAGGGGGGGGAGGGUGGCGGGGGAAAUUGGGGAGCGAGAGAGGGAGGGGCUGGUCAAGUUUGUGAAGUGCCAUGAGACGAAGAUGAGGAGGGUGCAGGGUGGGGGUGGGCAUCAUGGAGGGGCGUGGUAG